This is a messenger RNA of Hipposideros armiger (great roundleaf bat), 1335 nucleotides long. Its product is annotated as maestro heat-like repeat-containing protein family member 2B. The record is from RefSeq and is a predicted model, not a curated record. The annotation marks the transcript as partial. Gene Ontology annotation, cellular component: acrosomal vesicle; cytoplasm. The transcript has 14 exons. NCBI's taxonomy places the organism in Eukaryota, Metazoa, Chordata, Mammalia, Chiroptera, Hipposideridae.
AUGAGAGAUGACAAUCUCUCCAGGGAAAUCAGAAUGUUAGCUGGUGAGGUUUUGGUGUCUCUUGCUGCGCAUGACUUCAACUCGGUGAUGUAUGAAGUACAAAGUAACUUCAGGAUCCUGGAGCUACCAAACGAAUUCAUUGUGCUUGCCCUGGCCGAACUGGCAACCAGCUAUGAGACUUUUGGAGAUAUUAACCUCACUCUCGGCAUGCUGAACAAGGAAGAUAAUGUUAGCAAGACUUUGUCCAUCAUUAAGGCCCAUGGCCCCGUAGUGAGUCUGCUGCUCCAUCGGGAAGACCUCAGUGAAUACGCCCUGGGCCAGGUACCCUGGCUCCUGAACCAGUAUAAAGGCAAAGAGACUGACUUCCACGUCACUCAGAGUCUAAAACAAAUAUUGACUGCAGCAGUCCUUUAUGACACUGGCCUUCCAAAGGGCUUGAAAAAAGCCAUCUUCAUCAAUUUACUCCACCAGGUGUGCAGAUUUCAAGAGCCCCCAGUAAAGGAAAAUGAAAUUGAAGCUUCAAGCUGUUUCCUCAUUCUAGCUCAUUCCAACCCUGCAGACCUGCUGGAAUUUUUUGAUGAACAAACAAGAAGUAAUAAUGAAGUCGUUCGAAGGGGAAUCUUGACUUUGUUAAGAUCAGCUAUCAAUGCUGAAGAGCCCAACUUGAGGGAUCACAUCACUUCAGUUGAAAAAAUAGUCAAAGUCGUCAUGGAUGACCUCAAUGUAAAAGAAAAACCAGUGAAGCCUAGCUCCCACGAGGAUGAAAAGGGAGAGAAAUCUGUCCGAGCAACAAGCCUUGAGGUCUUAAAAACUCUGGACCCACUGGUCAUUGGAAUGCCUCAGGUGCUGUGGCCAAGAAUCUUGACUUUUGUGGUACCUGCAGAAUAUACGGGAACUCUGGAAUACCUGUUUAAUAUCAUCAGAAUCCUAAUUAUGGCAGAAGAGAGGAAGAAGAAGAAUGCCACAGAGUCAACAGCACUUGUCAUCUCUACAGGAGCUGUGAAACUUCCUUCACCACAACAGCUACUGGCCAGACUUCUGGUAAUAGCUAUGCUCGCCAGUUUAGGGAAAUUAUGUGGGGUUGGUGCCAUAGGACUUUUGAAGAUAUUGCCUGAGAUAAUUCACCCCAAAUUGGUAAACCUAUGGAAAACACGCUUACCUGAACUCCUGCAGCCACUAGAAGGAAAGAGCACUAGUAUCAUGCUAUGGGAAACCAUGCUGCUUCGGCUGCUCAAAGAAUCUUUAUGGAAGAUCAGUGACAUAGCCUGGACCAUUCAACUGAGUCGGGAUUUCAACCAGCAAAAGAGCAGUUACAGCAACACCUCCAUUGAAAAG